UGACGUAGCUUGAGAUCUCUUAACAAACCAAAUGUGAUAUAAAAGCGUUCGGGUUCCAUUUGGUGACAAAUAAUAAGCUCAAGUCCUGUAUUGAGAAGAAAUCAUGAGUCUGGUCUUCCUGCUCCUGGCGCUGGUGGCUAUGCCCGCCUAUUCCCAGAAUGGUGGCAAUGUGACUGAAUUCAGAGAGGAGGCAGAGGAACAAGAAACUAAAGCGGAAGAGGGAAAGGAGGAAGCGGAGGAAGAAGGAGAGGAGGAAGAAGGAGAGGAGGACGAAGAAGAAGAAGAGGAAGAAGAAUAUGAGGAGGAAGAAGAGGAGGAGGAGGAGGAAGAGGAGAAGGAGGAAGAAGAAGAGGAGGAAAAAGAGGAACAGGAAGAGGAUAGACAAAGAAUAAAAAGAUCAAGAAGAGGAAAGGAUGGUCGUAAUAGGACAGGAUGAAGCACAGGAUGAUGAGGUGACUGGAACAAUUUUUGGGUGUUGAGGUGUGAGGACAACAAACUGGCACAUUAUUCCGAAAGAAUGAAAUGAUUUUUAUGUAGGUAAUAAUUUAAUCAAAGAAGACUCUAGCAAAGUGUCAAGAUUUCUUUUCCCGCUCACUCAAUUUGUCUCAAUCAAAAUGUCAAAUUGUGCUUCAUUAAUAAAUGAUACAUAUUUUAUAAUCUAUGAAGUUGAUUUCUGUCAUGUACGAGACGGAGGACCCAGUUGCGUAUCGCGGACAAAGGAUUUUAUUGAUAUUGACAGGUAAGGGAAAACUAUCAGGUCAAGCGAUAAUGGCAAGUUGACAUACAGACCUAUGUCUUUCGCUAACGAUCUGACACUGGAUGUUGUCUGCUCGAGGCUUUUAUAGUUUUCUCAGUUAUUCUUUAUGACAUCAUAAAGGACUUUGUGAUGCAUGAGUAUGAAGCGACAUAAUAAAGGGUCUUGUGAUGUAUGAGUGUGAAACAAUAUGAUGAAACAUUACUAGCUGAAAUAUUACACAUGCAAGAAGAUGAGACAUUAAUGGCAGAAACAUUAAUACAUUAAUGGCUGAAACAUUAAUACGUGACAGAUUUCUGUUUGUUUGUAUAAAAACCUGAGCGUUUAGAGUUGACAAUACAUUGUUCCACUGCAGCGAAACAAGACGGGUCAUUGAACCCCCCUCUCAAGGGACGGCUCCAGAAGUCCCAAGGAUUGAGCCCAUCGAGGGCUACUAAUCAGAGUCCAUGGCCUCAUCCACCGAGGGCAUUGGGUCAAUCUCCUCUUCGCCAGUGGAGGAAUCAAUUACCGAUGGCACAGGUUCGGGUUCAGAGUCAGAGUCAGAUGCAGGCAUGGGCUGAGAGCAAGUCGCUCUAGGUCGACCCCGCCGGACGGACGGUUGGUCCGGAUGGAGGCGGUGGAAGUCUGAUAUGAGGGUCCGAUCUACAAUCCGCCCAGCUGGAACCCACAUCCUCUCCUCAGGGCCAUAUCCUUCCCAGUCCACCAGAUAUUGGAGGCCCCUGCCCCGACGGCGUGACUUGAGCAGGCGGCGAACUGUGUAGACAGGACCGUCUUCCACCAGGCGAGGAGGGGGAGGUGGUGCCGCAUCGGGGACCAAGGGGCUUUCAUGGACUGGCUUUAGUUUGGAGACAUGGAAGGUUGGGUGAACCCUCAUAGACCUGGGUAGUUUGAGUCGGAUAGCUGAUGGGCUGAUGAUCUUCUCGAUGGGAAACGGACCAACGAACCUGGGUGCCAGUUUACGGGACUCCACUUGGAGUGGCAGAUCCCGGGAAGAAAGCCAUACUUUCUGGCCCACUUGGUAAGCAGGGGCUGCGGUCCGUCGUCGGUUGGCUCUGAUGGCAUAACCAGAAACAGACUUUAAAAGAGCGGUACGAGCUUGAGACCAGAUUCGACGACAUCUCUGUACGCAGGCUUGGGCGGACGGGCAGGAAGCGUCACCUUCCUGGCUGGCGAACAGGGGCGGUUGAUAGCCGAAGACCGUGUGAAAGGGAGACAGGCCGGUGGCAGAGCUGGGAAGGGAAUUGUGAGCGUAUUCCACCCACAGCAGAUGUUGCGUCCAGGAAUGGGUGUUUCGUGAAGCCAUGCAGCGGAGGGAUGUCUCAAGUUCUUGGUUGAGCCUUUCCGACUGGCCGUUUGACUGGGGGUGAUAGCCUGACGUGAGGCUCGCUGUGGCUCCCAGGAGGCGGCAGAACUCCUUCCAGAAAGAGGAUGCAAACUGCGGACCCCGGUCAGAUACAACAUCCCUCGGUAGUCCGUGAAUUCGGAACACCUGCUCCAUAACCACCUGUGCCGUCUUCUUAGCAGUGGGCAAUCUUGGCAGCGGAAUGAAGUGGGCCAUCUUGCUGAACCUGUCCACGACCGUGAGAAUGACAGUGUUUCCUUCAGAAGGAGGGAGUCCAGUUACAAAGUCCAUUGAUAUAUGGGACCAAGGGCGUUUGGGGACUGGCAGGGGUUGGAGCAAGCCGGCUGGGGGACGGCUGAUGGUCUUGUUCUGGCUACAGGUGGGGCAGGCCUUCACGAAGUCUUGGACAUCUGUUCUCAACGAUGGCCACCAGAAUCGCUGGGAGAGCAGGUGGAUGGUGCGUGUGACCCCAGGGUGGCAAGCCAGGUGGGAGUUGUGUCCCCACUGGAUCACCUGGGACCUCAGAUUAUCAGGAACAAAGAGGCGAUCAGUGGGGCAGGCACUGGGACCAGGCUGAUCCCGGAUGGCUUCUUUAACCUGCUCCUCAAUGUCCCAGGUAAGCGUGGAAACUAGGCAAGAUUCCGGGUUAACAGGACUGACAGGUUCAGGGUUUUCCGCGAUUACAGGACUGACAGAUUCAGGUUCAGGGUUUUCCGCGUUAACAGGACUGACAGAUUCAGGGUUGGUGGGUAUGAUCGCCUCCCUCAGGCAGGUCUGAUGGCAUCUACUGCCCCAUUCUCGUACCACUCCAGUCUCCCAAUCUAUGUUAGGGUUGUGCUGGCGCAGCCACGGAUACCCAAGGAUGAGAGGCUGACCUGGUGAGGGGAGCAGAUGGAACUGAAUGGACUCGUGGUGGUUUCCGGACAGAAGCAUGGUCACCGGGGCUGAGAUGUGGGUCACUGUGCCGAGUAGAUGUCCAUCCAGAGCUCGUGCAGGAACGGAUGGGGAAAGUUGGUGACGCCGAAUGCCGAGCUGUUGGGCCAGAUCCACAUCCAUGAUGUUGGCCUCCGCUCCAGAGUCGAUGAGAGCGGUCAAGUGACGGGUGGUGUCAGACAGCAGGAGGCGAAUUUGGAGAAGGGGGGGUUUACGAAUGGGGAGAGACAGAAGACACGUUGAGCUCACCCGAAUCUCCCCUACGUCUGGUGAGCUCUGGCUUUUGCCGGGCAGGUAGCGAUUUGAUGACCCUCACCUCCGCAGUACAGACACAGAUUAAAGGUGAAACGUCGCUGGCGCUCUUCAGGGGUUAGGGCAGCACGGCCGAUCUCCAUGGGCACGGGCUGGUUUAACUGAGUGGGAGUAGCAACUGUAACAGGCUGAGAGGCAGCGGGUGCGUUCCGACCUCCCCUCUCUCGCCGUCGGGUCUGAAUCCGACGAUCAAUGCGGUUUACAAGGGCAAUGGCUUCAUCAAGGGUUCUGGGUAAAUCAUAGGAGACGAGCUCAUCUUUGAUGUAGUCCGCCAGACUGUGAUAGAAUGCGUCGAUCACAGCUUCCAUGUUCCAAUUGCUUUGCCUCACCAGAGUUCGGAAUUCAAUCGAAUACUCCGACAAUGACCGACUACCUUGACGGAUGGUCAUAAGGGCGCGGGAUGUCUCAGCGUUAGCAAAGCCCGGGUCGAACACUUUGAUCAUUUCAUCGGCAAAGGCAUUGAAGUUGUUACAAGCUGGUGUUUGUCUCUCAAAUUCCGCUGUUCCCCAAAGCCGAGCCCGACCAGUCAAGUGGGUGAUGACGUAUCCAACCUUAGCCCCUUCGGUUGAAAAGGUCCGGGGUUGCAGGGAAAAUUGUACUUUGCAGCUUGUCAGAAACGCUCGUACCUGAGUUGGGUUGCCGUUAAAACGUUCGGGGUAUCCAAUCUUGGGCUCAGGAGCGUCAAUAGCCAAGGCUGGGUUCACCGGAGCCGAGGUUUCUGGAACCAGAUAAUGGGAUUGUGAUGGCAAUGGAGUUGCCAGUUUGGUGAGAGUUUGGAUCACCUGAGUCAGUUGUUCUUGCUGUUGCUGGAGUUGCUGCUGGUGUUCUUGGCCGAUCUGGAUUAACGAUGCGAGGUCACCAGACAUCAGGGAGACCUUCUUUUCCGUUUGGUGAAGACGGUCCAGAACAGAGGGUUGAUACGCUGGUUCCAUUCUGGUCAGAUCGUACUGUCAUGUACGAGACGGAGGACCCAGUUGCGUAUCGCAGACAAAGGAUUUUAUUGAUAUUGACAGGUAAGGGAAAACUAUCAGGUCAAGCGAUAAUGGCAAGUUGACAUACAGACCUAUGUCUUUCGCUAACGAUCUGACACUGGAUGUUGUCUGCUCGAGGCUUUUAUAGUUUUCUCAGUUAUUCUUUAUGACAUCAUAAAGGACUUUGUGAUGCAUGAGUAUGAAGCGACAUAAUAAAGGGUCUUGUGAUGUAUGAGUGUGAAACAAUAUGAUGAAACAUUACUAGCUGAAAUAUUACACAUGCAAGAAGAUGAGACAUUAAUGGCAGAAACAUUAACACAUUAAUGGCUGAAACAUUAAUACGUGACAGAUUUCUGUUUGUUUGUAUAAAAACCUGAGCGUUUAGAGUUGACAAUACAUUGUUCCACUGCAGCGAAACAAGACGGGUCAUUGAAUAAAUGCUGAGCUUCUCCCGCCCAUUCUAUACAUAGCUAUUUGUUUAAGAAAAUAUGAAUGUGCAUGUGUCAUUAUAUGAACAAAAUGCAACAAAUGAUAUAGUGAUAUUUUUUAAAUGAAUUUUUAUUUUGAAAUAAUAACUUUCCCAAAGUAUUUGGCUUUAAUUUUUUUAUUUUUUGUUCUUUGAAAGUUUUUUUAAUAGCUCUAGAUGACAUUCUUUCACAGCCCGAAAUCCACAAAAUGUGAGAUGAUAGGUGAUUGCUAGAGAUGUCCCGAUCGAUCUAGUCCGAUCACGUCAUUUUCAAAGUAUUGGAAUCGGCAAAAAAAUAUCGGCCAAGCCUUUUUUUUAAUAUAUAUAUAUAUUUUUUAAUUAAAUCGUUUUCUAAUUGUAUUUAACGUUACAGACAUAAUAUGUUACACUUAUCCAGAGUCUUUAGUUUCGGCUUAAGGUAGGGUUAUCAAAUUUAUCCCAAUGACGGCGGUAAUUAAUUUUUAAAAAAAUGUAUCACGUUAAAAUAUUUAAUACCUAAUGCAUGCGCUGCACGACCUACCCACGUAUUGUCACGCUCCAUCUGUAAUGGCACCGUUUUGCCAAUACAGAGAGCUAAAAGGCAGCGUAAAAUGAGUAGGGUGAAUUUUGGCAGCCUUUGGAGACUUAUUAUAAUUAAUUAAAAUCUUACAAUCCCUCUCCCUACAAUUAGAAAUAUCGAGGGAAGCAAUGUGGGGAAGCAAGGUAGCAAUUGAUCUUUUCCUUAACACCUCAUGUUACAUCCCAUCGCAGAGAAGAUAUAUGAAUUGGUAGCACUACGCACAGUCGUGGUUUUACUUGUCAUGGUUCCACUUCCCAUCAUGCAUUGAGCAUGGCCUUCAGUAUCAUUUACUGAAAGCUCAACAAAUACACUAGAUGGCAAUAUUUAGUCCCAAUAAACAAAGUCACAAAUCUUUCUAUCCGUGGAUCCCUCUCACAGAAAGAAUGUUAAUAAUGUAAAUGCCAUCUUGAGGAUUUCUUGUCAUAAUAAACAAAUACAGUACUUAUGUACUGUAAGUUAAAUGUAUAUAUUCGUCCGAGUUUUGUUCAUUUUUUUCUUAAUGCAUUGCCAAAAUGUAUAUGAUCGGGAAAAAUUAUCGGGAAUGAUUGGAAUUGAAUCGGGAGCAAAAAAAAAAGCAAUCGGAUCGGGAACUAUCGGGAUCAACAGAUACUCAAACUAAAACGAUCGGGAUUGGAUCGGGAGCAAAAAAACAUGAUCGGAACAACCCUAGUGAUAGCCAUUGCGUUUUGUGGCUACUUUAUACUAUGGUCAAUACUGCAUUUGCAUGUGCAACUGAUACAAAAAUAAAUACGUUUUUUUAUUUUAUUUUAAAAUUUUGUUUUAUAUUUUUUGAUAUCGUAUCGUGACGUAUUGUAUCAUGGCUUUCCUAGGUGUAUCGUCCUAUCCCUGGAAAAGUAGCCAAAAGUUAUACUCAAGUAAGAGUAGCGUUUCUUCAAAAUAAUAUGACUCAAGCAAAAUUAGUCAUCCAAAAAACUUACUGCAGUACAUGUGAAAAAUUGUUAGUUGAAAAGAAUAUGUGAGUAAGAACUUACAAUAGUGUACAUUUUAUUCACAGAACAAUGCCAUCUAUCUAUAUGAAGCGUCUGCGUCUGAGAUAUAAAUACCUGGAUGAGCACUAAUUAUCUUUUACUUAACCCUGAAAAGACAGAAGUCCUUAUAAUAGGUCCCAAAAAUGUAAGAGACUCUUUAACUGCCCAGAUAGUCACUCUUGAUAAUGUAAGUGUAGCCUUCAGCACCACAGUUAAAAACUUAGGGGUUCUAUUUGACCCAGACUUAUCAUUUAAAGCUCAUAUUAAACAAACAUGCAGAACAGCCUUUUUUCACCUGGGCAACGUAGCCAAAAUUAGAAAUAUUUUGUCUAAAAACGAUGCAGAAAAUUAACUCACACGUUCGUUAUAUCUAGAUUGGAUUACUUGAUCUCCUUACUUGCAGCUUGUCCUAAAAGUUCUCUAAAAGGUCUUCAGCUAGUCCAGAAUGCAGCGGCAAAAGUUUUAACGGGAACUAAUAGCAGACAGCACAUCACCCCUGUGCUCCAGGCCCUUCACUGGCUUCCAGCCGAGUUUAGAAUUAAAUUUAAAAUCCUCCUUCUUACAUUUAAGACCAUUAAUGGUUUGGGGCCAUCUUAUCUCACCAAUGCUCUGGUUUCAUACCGCCCCAACAGAACACUCCGUUCUCAGAAUGCAGGUCUACUCGUAGUUCCCGGGGUAUCUAAAAGUACAGUAGGAGUUAGAGCCUUUAGCUACCAAGCUCUGGUCUUAUGGAAUCAGCUUCCAGCUAGUAUUAAAGAAGCCAACACAGUCUGUACAUUUAAGAUUAGACUAAAACCGUUCCUAUUUGACAAAGCUUAUGGUCAGGCUAGUUGAAAUCGGACUUGACUCACAGUUCAGUCUGAGCUGCACUAGAAGCUAUAACGCUGGGGGAAGUUCAGCCACUGAGUCCUAUCCUAUUUUCGUCACUCUACUUACCACUUGCCUUACUCCAUUUCUCUUUUCUAAUUCUAAUAUCUAGUUGACUAGUUUCUUCAUCACUAGUCACCCGGUGUCCCCCCUGAGGGGAGAGGGGCUAUUUUUCAGCGGCAGCCUCCUGACUAUCCUGACCCCUGGCUGGAUGGACGUCUUCGUUAACCACCACCCCCAC
Corythoichthys intestinalis (scribbled pipefish) is the source of this 7434-nucleotide messenger RNA. Its product is annotated as histone H3.v1-like. Lineage: Eukaryota; Metazoa; Chordata; Actinopteri; Syngnathiformes; Syngnathidae. The record is from RefSeq and is a predicted model, not a curated record. Bases 104 to 436 code for a protein of 110 amino acids. The transcript has 2 exons.